Molecule: messenger RNA, 1446 nt
Organism: Helianthus annuus (common sunflower)
Lineage: Eukaryota; Viridiplantae; Streptophyta; Magnoliopsida; Asterales; Asteraceae
Product: zinc finger protein VAR3, chloroplastic
Exons: 7
Coding region: 92-1324 (410 amino acids)
Cellular component (GO): cytoplasm
Molecular function (GO): mRNA binding
Source: RefSeq, a predicted model, not a curated record
AGUGACGUAAAUGUCUAUAUUACAUUAUCCUUCUCCUUUCUCACCUUAAACCCUUGUCCUGCAACCAAACCAAAAUGAAAAAACCCUGAAAAUGACGAUAGCUGUAACAAGGUUCCUCUCACUGUUCGAAACCACCGCCGCCGCAAACCUCCACCCAUACCGUCCAAUUCGAUUCCCCCCUAAACCAUUAACCUUACGCUUACGCUUACGCCGCCGUUACUCAUCAUCCUCCGUUUCUGUAAUAACCGAUGAAAUCGCCGCCGUUGGUGAAAUAACCGGAGAAUCUCAACAACAUCCGUGGCUUGAGUGGGUGGCUUUCGUUGACCGCUUGAAGUCAAAAGGGUACAUUAAUGAAGAAGCUGGAAGUGAUGUGUAUAAAGAUAUGAGUGUUUUGAAGGAAGCUUGCCUUCGUUUUGGUCGUGAUCGAUUUGAUUUGUUCAAGUCACUAUCUAUGCAAGAUAUUCAGACUCUUGUAGACAAGGGUUGUCCUAAUAUUAACCGAAAGACUGUUAAUUCAGGGAAACGUUUGAGAGCACAUCUACAGCUCGAUGAAGGAGACGUAUGUGGUGCAUGUGUUUUCCGAGGAUCAUGCGACAGGGCCUAUGUGAUACUAAAAGACAAUGAAUCGGAUGCAAGAACUGUAGAUAUUGUGCGCGUUUUGUUAAAUUAUGCUCUUGAUCCUGCUGAUAAGAAGCCUUCAGGGGCGGAAGUUGUUGAAGCAUCUGCCAAGAAGUUGCUUUUGGAGUUGAUCGAGCUUAGUGACACGAAAGUUGAUCCUGAAUUGCAAAAACCAGUUGCUAGAAAGGCACGUUCUUUUGAAGUUAUGGAGAGGGAUUCAUCACAAUCGCAGAAUGUUGAAAUGAAAAGAGGAGACUGGUUGUGUCCCAAGUGCAAUUUCUCGAAUUUUUCUAGGAAUAAAAAAUGCCGGGAAUGCAACGAAGAUGGUCCUCAAAAAGCUGGCGGUGACAAUGUUGAAAUGAAAAAAGGCGAUUGGAAUUGUCCUCAAUGCAAUUUUAUGAAUUUUUCAAGAAACAUACGGUGCCUAAAAUGCAAAACUGAGGGACCUAAGAGGGUUGGAACAAAUGAUGUUGAAAUGAAGAAAGGAGACUGGAACUGUCCACAGUGUCAAUUUAUGAAUUUUGCCAGCAACACAAAGUGUUUACGAUGCCGAGAGCAACGUCCCAAGAGGCAACUAAAUCCCGGAGAGUGGGAGUGCCCCUCGUGUGAUUUCUUCAACUAUGCUGGAAAUGUUGUAUGUCGGAAGUGCAAUGGGGAAGAUGCAGCAGAAUCUAAAUAUCAAGAACAGAUGUGGAGGAAACAGUAACUUGUAGUGGGUUAAAUGCAAGUGUAAUGUCAUAAAUAAAGUUGCAGUUAAUUGUUAUGUAAAAAGGUGGAAAAUCAUUCACAGAUAAUUUAAUGAGUUCAGUAAGUAUGUGGAAAAUCAAA